Messenger RNA from Trypanosoma theileri, 552 nucleotides. RefSeq lists its product as uncharacterized. Lineage: Eukaryota; Euglenozoa; Kinetoplastea; Trypanosomatida; Trypanosomatidae. The annotation marks the transcript as partial. The transcript has a single exon. The record is from RefSeq and is a predicted model, not a curated record.
AUGAUGAAGAUGAACCGUGUGACGUGUGUGUUGGCCGUUCUGCUGUGCAUCGCCUGCGGGUAUGCUAUGGCGGCGGCUGCUACUACUACUGCUGGACAGUCAGGGGCGGUGGUGGUUUCCGGUGCCGAGGUUAAGGGAGAUGCAGUUCAAGGGAGAGAUGACGCAGGGGGACAAGAGGAGGGAGGAGUGGCGGGCCCAACACAACCAGGAACAGAAGUAUCUCCUGAGGAAGAAGAAGAGGAGGAGGAAAGCGGUGAGCCAAGCCCAGGACCAGGUACUGGGGGUGAGAGUAACGGUGGCGCACAACCAGGGGUACCUCCUAGUGAUAAAGAUGAAAAUGAAGAGGAUGAUAAAGAGACGGGGGGAAAUGGCACAGAUGGUGGCGCACCAAAACCACCAUUGAGUGGCGAACAGGGACCUGAUGGUGAACUCCCAGAAGGCGGAGAUGUUCCAUCAGGUGGUGAACCUCCUAAAGAUGAACAAGAAACCCCAAAACCACCGGAGAAUGAAGAUGGAGGUAACACUGAGAAUCCUGGAGAUGAACAAAACCCC